Molecule: messenger RNA, 6518 nt
Organism: Anolis sagrei ordinatus
Lineage: Eukaryota; Metazoa; Chordata; Lepidosauria; Squamata; Anolidae
Gene: TSHZ2
Product: teashirt zinc finger homeobox 2
Biological process (GO): regulation of transcription by RNA polymerase II
Cellular component (GO): nucleus
Molecular function (GO): DNA binding; DNA-binding transcription factor activity, RNA polymerase II-specific
Source: RefSeq, a predicted model, not a curated record
AGAGAAAGGGGGCGAGAGGCAGGGGGCAAGGCAAGAACAACUCCCCUCCCGACACACACACACACACCCCGAGCUCCUUUCCAAACCAAACUCUCUCUUCUUGAUUGAUUGAUCCACUUUGAGCAACAUUCUCUCUCCCCCUCUUAAGUCCUGCUUUCGCCUUGGAGGUUUGUCUCAAAGCAAGUCUUGCAACAGUUCCAAGCAAACUAGAGAUUCCCCCCCCCUUCCUAAAGGAAACAAGACAGCCCCCCUCCCCUCUUCCUCCCGCACACAAGAUCUCUCUUUAAGGGGGAAAUCUUGGCAAUCCGGAGAACAGGUUGAUCUCGUCCGCGAAGUGCCAAAAAGGAGCCGAGAAGGAGACGAGGGCAAGGCAAGGGGGCCAAGAGGAGAAGAAGAGCGGAGAGAAGGAAGAUCGGGCAAGGAAGGAAGGAAGGAAGGAAGGAAAGGAGGAGGGAGGGGGACCCUCCACAGCCGCAUCCACAUCCACAUCCACGCGCGACGAGGGAGAGUCGGCAAGCGAAAGCAAGCCCCGCGAGCCUGAGGAAGAGGAGUGCGGCUGGGGAAAGUACCGCGAUGCCAAGGAGGAAACAGCAGGCACCCAAACGGGCAGCAGGUUAUGGCCAAGAGGAUGAUUCGAAAGAUGAAGAAGACAUAAAAGAGGAGGAGGAGGAGGAGGAAGACAAUGAGAGCAGUUCAACAGCUCAUCCUCAGGGUAGCAAUGAGCCAGGCACAGAUGAAGAACAUGAUAUUGGACCUGAUCCAAAAGGCAGCUUUAGCUACCAAAAUUCUCCAGUAAGUCAUAUCUCCAACCAGGAUGCUGAAAAUGAAUCACUGCUAAGUGAUGCUAGUGACCAGGUGGCAGAUAUUAAAACCCUUUGCUCCAGAGAGGCACAAGACUCCAAAGCCAAUGUCCACCCCAAACAUCCAAAUGAAGCACACAGCUGCAUGGAUAAAAUGACAGCAGUCUAUGCCAACAUCCUUUCAGACUCUUACUGGACAGGUUUAGGGCUAGGGCUCAAGCUGUCCAACUCUGAGAAGAAGGGAUGUGACAACAGAAAUGGGGCGAGUAAAAGUGACUUUGAUUGGCAUCAGGAUGCCUUGACCAAAAGCCUGCAACAAAGCUUGCCAGCCAGGCCAGUCUGCAAACCAAACCUUUUUAGUUCAGUCCAGCUCUACCGACAAAGCAGCAAAAUGUGUGGAACUGUAUUCACAGGUGCCAGUAGGUUUCGCUGUAGGCAGUGCAGUGCUGCCUAUGACACUUUGGUAGAGCUUACCGUCCAUAUGAAUGAGAGUGGCCAUUACCAAGAUGACAACCACAAAAAAGACAAGCACAGGCCUACUAGCUACUCCAAGCCCCGGAAACGAGCCUUUCAGGACAUGGAUAAGGAAGAUGCUCAGAAAGUUCUGAAAUGCAUGUUCUGUGGUGACUCCUUUGAUUCCCUUCAAGAUCUAAGUGUUCACAUGAUAAAAACAAAACACUACCAAAAAGUGCCUUUGAAGGAGCCAGUACCUACCAUUUCUUCUAAAAUGGUAACUCCAGCUAAGAAACGUGUAUUUGACAUAAAUAGGCCUUGCUCUCCAGACUCAACCACUGGGUCAUUUGCUGACACCUUUUCCUCUCAGAAGAAUGCAAAUCUACAGCUGUCAUCUAACAACCGUUAUGGCUACCAGAAUGGUGCUAGCUACACGUGGCAGUUUGAAGCAUGCAAAUCACAAAUACUCAAGUGUAUGGAAUGUGGGAGCUCCCAUGACACCUUGCAGCAACUUACCACACACAUGAUGGUCACAGGUCACUUUUUGAAAGUCACAAGUUCAGCCUCAAAAAAAGGAAAGCAACUUGUUCUAGAUCCACUAGCUGUAGAAAAAAUGCAGUCACUGUCUGAGACAUCAGCUAGUGACAGCCAACCUUCCAAACCCUCUAGUAAUGUAUCAACAGAUUCUACGGCUCCCACUGUAGAGUUAAAGAAAGAGGGCAAACAAAAUAAAUCUGAGGAUGUGAACAAAGAGGAAAAAAUGGUGAAGAGUGAAGAUUAUGAAGACAUGCUUCAAAAACCUCUGGACCCUACAAUUAAAUAUCAGUACCUUAGAGAAGAAGAUUUGGAAGAUGCUUCAAAAGGUGGUGGAGAUAUUUUGAAGUCUUUGGAAAACACUGUCACUUCAGCCAUCAAUAAAGCUCAGAAUGGAGCUCCCAGCUGGAGUGCUUAUCCUAGUAUACAUGCAGCCUAUCAACUCUCAGAAGGUGCAAAACCUUCCUUGCCAGUGGGAUCCCAGGUUUUGCAAGUUAGGCCAACAGUCACUAAUAAGUUGAGACCUAUUGCUCCAAAAUGGAAGGUUAUGCCUCUAGUUCCUGUUUCGGCUAACAUGGCCCAAUGCACUCAAGUGAAGAAGGAAGGGGAUACCAAGAAAGAAGUACAGCAGGACUAUAUGAAGGAAGGAAACAAAAUUGAUCCUGCCCCAGUCUGUCAGAAUGAAGAAGAAUCUCCCCCUCAGACUGAGGUGUGUGUAGAUUCCAAAAAAUCAGAGCCAAGUCCUUUGAAGGAGGAGAACAAGGCAAAAGAAGAUGAGGAGAAAGAAAAAACAAAAACAAAGGAGUCAGUGACAUCACUUCUCAGUAAUGGAUGUGCUUCUAACCACUCCUCAGAGCUGCCUUGUUUAAACCCUCUGAGCGCUUUGCAAUCUGUACUAAACAAUCACUUGGGCAAAGCGAAUGAACCCCUAAGACCUCAGCCAAACUCCAGUCCGAGUGCUGGGUCAGUCUCUAUUUUCCACAAACCUACUCUGAACAUGAUUGAGAAGCCAGUUUUAUCUCCUGCCCCAACACCAAAAAAACCUGCUAGGCGUUAUGUGUUUGAAAAUAAUGAUCAGCCAAUAGACCUGACCAAAUCCAAAAGCAAGAAGGAAGAGUCUGUUCAAGCACAAACUUGCACUUCCCCAUCUCAAAAACAUGCACUGUCUGACAUCGCAGACAUGGUCAAAGUUCUUCCCAAAGCUACAACACCAAAACCUGCUGCCUCAUCCAGAAUCCCAUCAAUGAAACUGGAAAUGGAUGUAAGGCGUUUUGAGGAUGUCUCCACCGAAGUCUCCACCUUGCACAAAAGAAAGGGAAGACAAUCCAACUGGAACCCUCAGCAUCUCCUUAUUUUGCAAGCUCAGUUUGCUUCCAGUCUCUUCCAAACAUCAGAAGGUAAAUAUUUAUUGUCAGACCUGGGCCCUCAAGAACGUAUGCAGAUCUCCAAGUUUACUGGACUGUCCAUGACCACCAUCAGCCAUUGGUUGGCCAAUGUUAAGUACCAACUCAGAAAAACUGGAGGGACAAAAUUUUUGAAAAACAUGGAUAAAGGCCACCCCAUCUUUUAUUGCAGUGACUGUGCAUCUCAGUUUAGAACCCCAUCAACAUACAUCAGCCAUUUAGAAUCCCAUCUAGGUUUCCAAAUGAAAGACAUGAACAAGUUGGCUGUGGAGCAGCAAACGAAGGUAGAACAAGAAAUCUCCAGAAUUUCAGUUCAAAGGUCUCCUGAGACAAUAGCUGGAGAAGAGGACACAGACUCUAAGUUCAAAUGUAAGUUGUGCUCUCGGACAUUUGUGAGCAAACAUGCAGUAAAACUUCAUUUAAGCAAAACACACAGCAAGUCGCCAGAACAUCAUUCACAGUUUGUAGCAGAAGUGGAUGAAGAAUAAUUCCUAAGGUAUGCAUGCCUUAACUACAAAAUCUGUUUUAUUAUUGCAUUUCUCAAAGGAGGGCACUAAAAGCACCUCUAUUUUCUUAAAAAUAUUAUGGUCAAGGAUGCGAGUUUCUUUGCAGGCCGUGGCUUCUGUGUCUGGAACUGUUGCAAGAUGGGAGAAAUUUAAAAUGUCCAGCUGUUUCAAACACUGCAUUUCCAUCAUGGGAACAGGCUUCCCAAUAUUACCUUGCUUGGUGAUACUGCAUUUACAGACACAGGAACCUCUGCCAAGAAAAGGUUUGGCAACCUUGUUUAUUGUUGACACCAUGUUCCCAUUUAGCUAACCAGUCCAUUAAUCUUGUAUUUGAAAAGCAGAGCAUGCUGAACACUCUAAUGGCUUCUACGGAAAUGGCAUUUGCUUGUAAUAUUUUAAGCAUCCACAUCAUCUGUUUGUCCCUCAUCUGAGCAGAAGAUCAGGAGUCACUACAAAACAAAUGUCAGUGGCAUGUGUUUUCAGUGUCCAGUUUCAGAUAUGGGAUUCCUCUGAUUGAUAAUUAUUUCCUCACAGUUACAAAGAUUUAAAUGUUGUUUCUGCCUUCAUUUUCUACUGUUAAUAUUUCAUCUGAUAUAUUUCUAUAACUGGAGUGACAAAUCUUAAGCCAUGAGACUAUAUCUGGGAUUCCUGAAUCACCAGAACUUUGUAGUUCUCCAGAUAGUCAUGUUCCUUUCCCAAUGAAACCAUUGUUUGGUGGUAUACCUGCUUUUGUAUGGCUUUUCUUCACUAUAGUAGAACCUCUUUAUCCAGAGUUUCAAUAUCUAGUUUCACUUACCCAUGCGCCAAAAAAAAAUCCAAUUUCUGGAAGAAUUUGUGAUCUUCUCUAAGUUCUCCAGUGCUAUUCUAUGGCAUGCUUCUGGAUCAAGUGCAGCCAAUAAUCCAUGGGUUCAGUUAUCCAUGGGGGAUGGUUUUGAAAUGUGUCAACUAUAGCUAUAGGGAUCAUACUGUAUUCUACACAGUUGAAAUGCCUCGUUUAAGGCUUAAUUACUGACAGUAAAAAUAUGAAGUCAAUUAUAUCAGUGUUUGGUUCCACCUGCAUUUUCUUUAGUCCCUCCCAACACUAGAAUGUAGCCCCAACAAUAUCUCUGAAACUGAAUUUAGCCCUUGGGCAGAAAGUUUCCCCCAACCUUGUCUAUAAUAUAUGGAUCAGGAGGAAACAUUGACAUAUCCAAGAUUCUUGGGUAUAAAGUUAUGACAAUGGUCCACAAUUUAAUGGCAGAGGAUCUAGCCAAGUUCAAUCCCAAGUUCAAUCAUGGUCAUCUCAACCUGAAGUGUUUUAGAAAUCAAGGCUGGAAAAUUUAAACUAAUGACUAUUCAAAGUCAAUCUCCUUUCUUGCACUUUGGUGUUUCCAGAUGUUUAUAUUUUCUUUUUAACUGGAGCACACAUCUGCCCUUGCCAGAAAGAUCAGGAUAGUAGGAGUGGUCAUCACCUGAAGGGACUUUGGUUAGAAUACACUAAGGUAGGGACUCUCAUUUGAUGACCUGAAAUGCUUUUUCAAGAAAUUAAUUACUGGCAGAAGUAUCUUAAAGCAAAAUAUCCUUGUUUUUUGGUUCCCACUCUUUUGCAUUUAGAAUAAUUUUCAAUGGGAAGAACCCCUCCUCCCAAUUUUUAAAAUUAAAUCUGCUUUUGAAUGGAACCUCAAAAGGUUCAGAUUUUGAGCUGAAAGCCCUUCAUUAGAUGUACCCAUAUCUCAAUAUAAAGAAAGUGCAAAUCUUCAUAUGACUUCUCAGGGCAGAGAGGGAUAAUUCUUCUUUUGUUCAAAGGAAAUCAUUAAUUAAUCUGUCCUUAAAAGACUGUAAAGUUACAAGAAAAUCUGUAACCAAAAACACACACCUACCAACGGAAAGAAGAAGUACCUGCUCUGGCUUAAGGAGAUCCCUUUACAACAAACAGAAGGUGCUUGCUAAGCAAGUAAAAAAAAGGAAGAAGAAGCGUACAUCUAAAAUCUGUUCCAAAUAUGCCAGUGAAGCAAGGAGAAGGGAAACCUGAGUUAUUUAUUUUAUACCGCUUUUCUAUAUCUGGAGAGGUGCAACACAAAAAAAGUAGAAAAGUUAAAAGAUUUUAAAAUGUUAUAAUAAAUAAAACCCUUCGCAAGCUUGCAUUGCAGUUUCUUUCACUUCUGGGUAUAAUCCUCAGGAACGAUGUGAACGAUGUGUACAAGACCCAGAAGGGUAGAAAGAAGAAGGGCUCCCACACCACUUCUUUGGGACUUCCAAAGCAGCUUCAUUUAGUUCUCAGUAUCCAAGUGUAUCUUACCCAAGUGCUUAUUAAAGAAUCUGGAAACCCUGGGAAAAACAAGGAUACAGCUAGUGUUAGCCUAUAUUCCUGUGUUAGGGAUCCUAUGCUCCCCUGCAUGUUGUUUCUCUGUAGUGCCCAUCAUUCCUGACCAUGGCCAUGCUGGCUGAGGCUGAUGGGACUUGAAGUUAGUAACAUCUGAAGAAAUACAGAUACCUGCCUACUUGCUCUCCAAAGUGGAACUGUCAUUGUAAGAGUCUAAUUUUCCCCUGAUUACUCCAUUUGUCCUUUCUCAUUUACAUUCCCCUUUCUAUUCUGAAGGGGAGGGUGGUUACUGUCUGAAGUUUUCACUGGCUCAAACUUGAAUAUCCGUAAUUUUUAGUAGCUGAAUUCUCUAUAACUGAAAGGUAACUGAAACUGUUGACUAGACCAAAAUCUAUAUGAUGCACUGAAAACCUGUAUUCUAAAAAAUGGUUAUUUGGUGAUUAUUCUAGAUAAACAUAUGGCAUCAUAGAUUCAUUUGUGUAAUAAUAAACUGCUUUGUCACACUUAAAUGUAUGCAAAA